Messenger RNA from Solanum verrucosum, 1599 nucleotides. RefSeq lists its product as uncharacterized. The coding region runs from base 1 to 1599 and encodes 532 amino acids. The record is from RefSeq and is a predicted model, not a curated record. The transcript has 3 exons. Lineage: Eukaryota; Viridiplantae; Streptophyta; Magnoliopsida; Solanales; Solanaceae.
AUGGCACCUCUAGAGCAUCACACCUCUCCAGAGAAGUUACAACCUCCUAAAAAGUUACGCCCUCCUGAAAAGUUACAACCAAACCCAAAAGAGGCCAGUUCAAGAAAUGCCACCAGGGAAACAAAUGUGAACUUAUCAACAACAUCUACUCAUAAGCUGCAAAAACAAUUGGAUUGCAUCUACUGUCAUGCCAGGAGGCUUGAAUAUGAGCCUCCAACAUUUUGUUGUGCAAGUGGAUAUAUUAAGUUGGCACCCAACGAAGUUGGAGAGGACUUAUACAAAUUAUUUACAGAUGAGUCCAAAGAAGCCAAGUUAUUUCGAAAACACAUUCGAGCCUAUAAUAGCAUCUUUGCUUUUACAUCAUUUGGAGUACAACUCAACAAAGAACUGGCAUCUUCAAGGAAAGGCAUUUACAGCUUUAAGGCACAAGGACAAAUCUAUCACGAUCUACCCUCAUUAAUCUCAAAGGACGAAAGGACACGUUUCUUCCAGCUAUACUUCUACGAUACAGAUCAUGAAGUGGCCAAUAGAAUGUCAAUAUUACAAGAUGCAAAUUUAUCAGAGGAAGUCAUGGAAAAAAUCAGGAAAAUAAUGGAGCAAAAUCCGCAUGCUGAAUUUUUUAGACAACUUAAACACCACUCAAGUUUUCAGAACAUAGAAAUACGCAUAGCUGUAAAUGCUUCUUUAGAUCAACGGGUGUAUAACAAACCUUCGGUGGAUCAAGUUGCAACAAUUUGGGUUGAUGGAAACAAUCCAAAUAUCCCGUUUGAAAGAGAUAUUGUAGUACACGAACAUUCCGGAAAAAAACAUCGAGUAAAACAUUAUUAUGGUUGUUAUGAUCCUCUACAAUAUCCAUUGAUUCUACCCAAUGGUGAAGGAGGUUGGCAUCAAGGAAUAGUGAAAUCACGCAAUCCAAAUAUCGGCAUUACUACAGAUGCAACAACAAGUGCCAACAUAUGCCCUCGAUCAUAUGCUAGUGCAACAGAGGUUUUGAACAAUGAAGAACAAGUGGAUAUGUACAUCAAAUUGGAAACCACACGACUUGAAUAUUACAGAUUCGAACAAUCAAAAUACAGAAGAGAGAUAUUACAAGGUAUCGUUGAUAGUGUUACGGCAGGAGAAUGUAGAGGAGAGAAGGUCGGUCAAAGAGUCUUACUGCCAGAAUCAUUCAUAGGAGGCCCUAGGGAUACGCGACGACGCUAUAUGGAUGCUAUGGCUCUGGUUCAAGAGUUUGGAAGACCAAAUCUAUUUAUCACCAUGUCGUGUAACCCUGAAUGGAUAGAGAUUCAAGAGCAACUAUGUGUGGGGCAAGUCGCUCAAGAUCGGCCAGAUUUGGUGACCAUAGUGUUUAGAGCAAAAUUACAGGACCUAAAAGACCAAAUAUUUAAAAAGGAAAUUUUUGGCCCUAAGACAGCACAUGUUUUUGUGAUUGAAUUCCAGAAGAGAGGACUACCACAUAUACACCUACUACUAAUAUUAAAAGAAGGUCACAAAAUAAGAUCAGCAGAUCAGUAUGAUCGAUAUAUUUCAGCAGAGUUGCCCACAAAGGAUAAGCAGCCAGAAUUACAUGAAUUAGAGCCUGUUUGGAUGGGCUUUUAA